GAUCAAUAUUAAUAGUGGAAGACCCACAACCACCAAUAGUAAACAUGACGUAUCGCCAGUCUGAGAAAAAAAAUAAAAAUUUCGAAAUUACUUUUAGCGAGUUGACUUUGAGCCUGUCUGUUCCUUUUUGCGACAAAGUCGCUUCAUUUGUAUUAGAUUGCCUGCCUAGAGAUUUAAUUGAUUUUGGUAUUGUAAAUCACGGUUAUGAAGCCGAUUUCUCCUAUGUAUCAAGCAAAGAAUUGAUGGGUAGCACUUCAGUACUUUUAAGAGUUAAGAAACCAGAAUUGAUAUUUUAUGUGGAAAGUACCUCGAACAAACGUCGUUACUUCAAAACCAAAACAAACGUGCUAAUGGACUAUGAAAACAGAGGUGGUAGAGAAAAUUUCUCUGUUAAUCUUGGAGGCACACAUUCUGUUUUCUAUAACACAGGAGUAUAUUCCUUCGAUCCCUAUCUCAUUGUGAAGCAUUUCGAUUUGGAGUACAUUAACGAGUAUAACGAGCAAAGCGGACAGAAAAUAUCGAUGAAUUUAUCACCAGUUCACGUACAUUUGUGCAGUAAUGUGGUCCACUCACUAAGUGACAUAUUCAAUGAUAUAAUAGAUCACUUUAAGGCUCGAGACAAAGAACCUUCAGAGAUUACUUCCACAGUUGAAGGUGAAUGUCUAUGGGAGCCCAAGAAAAUAACACAACUUCUAAACAAGAUCGAAGAUUUUUGGGAAGAAAAAACUGUCAACCGCCUAGCGUUGCCAGAGUUUUUCUUCUUGACCUCUACCGAAGCUGUUGUAGUAUUCGAGUUGGAUCAGAUUCCAGUGCUGUUAUUCAAAUCGACCAUAGAAAUAAACUGCAAUGAUUGGACAUCAAAAUUAAACUUCAACUGUCUGUUUUCCUUGCAAGCCAACUACUUUAACGAAGCCCUUCAAGCUUGGGAGCCUUUCGUAGAUCCUGUUGUUUUGGAUGAGACCGAAUACAAACCAUGGGAAGCUUCGAUCAAAAUAAUGCAAGACAAAGCGCAUGCGAUGCUGUACACGGAAGAAAAUUAUGUAAAACCAAAUGAUACAGACCAUCGUACAAGUCGUUGCACUACAGAAGACGAGGAUUCAGCGGAUGAAUGCAUGAUGUACAUGGAACCGGUUAAUUCUCAGGGCGAAAGCAAGUCAAGAAUAAAAACAAAUUUAUCCACGUUUCUGGAAGAUUCGGAUUCGGAAAAUGAGGAUCAAUCCAUGGAAAAGCUGGCGUCAGCCAUAUCAGAUCUUUUCACAGGAGAUUGGAACGAAAACGAAGAUAGCGACUGCGUUCAAUCAAGCGAAGGCGAGGAAGAAGAAAAUGAAAGUUUAAAAGAAGUAAAAUUUAACAACGCAUUUAAGUACGAUAAAAAUCAAUCAAAAUCGACAUAUAUUACCAUCGACGCAAAAAAUAAACUUACCUUUACCAUAACUCCCGAUCUAAUAAAAGUUUUUCAUGAAAUUUUCACCGCGUAUUCCACGAAAAUUUUGUCUGUACUUGAAAAUAGAUCGUUCAUAAGGUUAACCAAUGAGAUUGCUCCGCAAGCCAAAAUCGACCUGUUCAAAAAAAAGUUUGACGAAGUUUUUUUGGUGUGUUCCAAGACUUACGAAAAGGAGGAGUCAGCAUCUAAUAGUCCAGUAAGAGAAGCUUAUGCAGAACUAGACAAUCCCAUUGCUACAAAGAAUUGGGACGAAAGGGAAGACUUGGACUUUAAUUUUAACGAAGAAUAUUUAUCUAGUUUAAACUUUCCAACGGAAUCGUCAGGGGAUCUUUUCACUAAAAUCAAUAAGUACUUCUUACGAAUCUACGUUCCUAAUUUCCCACCAAUGGAAACACCGUGCUACAGAAGAAACUGGGAAAAACUUAUCAAACUUAACGGUGUCGGUGCAAACCAACCAUAUUAUUUGGCAGCCCAGCAUACCAUCAGCAAGUCUGGGAGACAUGUUAUUAUCAGCUCCCCACUUAAGUUAAAAAAUGAAACUCCGCAUUCCCUGAACAUUCUCUACCAACCUUCGGUGUUGCAACAGUUAAAUCUUGAACCCGUUGGCAAUAUAAUAAAUCCGUUUGAUACACUAAUGCGUAUCACCAUUUUGGAGGCAUAUGAAGAAUUUAAUGUUCCCUUAUAUAUUGCGUAUCAUUGUAAACUUUUUAUUCAACCAGCUCACUCACAGGGCCAUUACGCAUCCGAAACUGGAAUCUGGUGGGAAGACUUGGCAACACAAAUAGACACUCCGAUAAACCUCCAAUGCAAUCCAAAAACAAACACGGAAACUGAUCUUUUCUGCCUAAAGGUGGUAAUGAGGCGUAACUUGGACCUAAAGGUAUCAAAAGCCUAUUCCGUACCAAACUACACCAUUCAAUUAAUGCCACCUGUAAUCAUUAACAACAUGUUACCGUACAGAUUGGAAAUAAAAAACAAAACGGUUAUUAGCAUGGAACCCGGUGAGAAAGUAAGGGUUUACUCAAUGGAUGUAUCGAAGGACCAAAAAUUGCCUGCUCAAUUGGAGUACAAUGGAGUUACUUGUAGGGCUAUCUUGAAUUUGAACACGCAGUUAGAUGAUAAAAUACUUGUUUUUACCGACGAAUCUUUAAAACCAAAUUUAAUCCUUCCAAUAAACAUUAAAAUUGAUAGAGAGGGAAGCUGCAAUAUCUUUUUUUACACCCCCUACUGGAUCGUCAAUAAAACACAGCUUCCUGUGCAAUUAAAGGCUUCAGGCACAGACGCGAUAAUCAACUGCGAUAAAGAAAGUAUUUUACUUUUCACUUACAAAAGACAUGGAAAACCAUCCAUAAACAUGCGCGUCCACAAUUCGAACUGGUCCAACGAUUUUGGUAUGGAAUGCGCCGGUACUACUGGAUUGGUGGUUUGUAAAGACCACACGCGAAGAAAAAAGUAUAUGGUGUUCACCAAAUGCAGUAUUUCUAACAUUUGUCCCCAAUUAACCAAAAUUGUGACUUUGAUGCCAAGUUUUAUUAUUGUCAACCACACCGAAAAACAUCUAAGGUUCAUGGAACACAAUGAAAAAACCGACUUAUGGAAUGACUUGGAACCAAGUCAAAAAAUGAUAUUCUGGCCAGAGACUAACUCGAUGCAAAUGUAUGUCAAGUUUAGAGACCACAAGGUUAUAUCGCCGCCAUUCUUCAUAACAACGCAUCACAAGACUGUUUUAAAGAUGGAUAAAAAUGGGGCGUUGACUGUGGAGGUUAUAGGCGGGGUAAACGAGCCAUUCACUAUAUCGUUCCAAUCAUAUAAACUUGGAGAUGCCCCUAUUGUGGUGAGAAAUUGUUGCGAAAAUAAACACUUGAAAAUUUCACAACAAGGUCACACUGAAGCAACUCUUCUGAACCCCAACUAUAGUUUUAUGUACACUUGGGAUGAUCCCACCACAUCCAGAAAGCUGGUUUGGAAUGUUUACGGAAGCAAAGGUCAAGGAUUUUACAUUGACAUAACCAAGGAUGGAUUUGGAGAGCAAAAGAUAAGGUGUCAAAAAGACGAGCAAAGCGAUUCAGAUAGCUCCGAUAGUACGCAUUCCCCCAAAAACGGGAAGACCAAAAAGGAUAGAAGAACAAUUUACUGGAUUUGUUAUAGGGAUGGGUUGCAAAGAGUGUUACUGUUUACGCAGGAUUGUGGCAUGUACAGAAGUACUUUAAAACAUGUUCUUCAAGAGAAGUCCCACCUAGAUCUUUUGGUCUCCCUAUCAGGAGUUGAUUUCUCAAUUUUCACCAACCAAAAUAGGCAGAAAGAACAUGUGCUUUUAUCCCUAUCAGAAUCUCCUGCCAUUUGGGAAGUUAAUGUAGGAAAAAAGUGGAAAACCCUUACUCUAGAACUGGCCUCUUGGAUAGAGGAUAACUAUCGAAUGCAUCAUAAAAAUUGCCAAUUAAAAGACUACGUAUACGUAGACUUCGAUAAGAUGUACAUGAUCAAACCUUUUAUAGCAGAAAUUAGAAGAUCUUACAGUCCAGCAGUGUACAUCCACUUUAGAAAGUCCGAUAAGUAUCAUUAUUACAACUUCAAAAUUCAAGAUCUUCAAAUUGACGAUCAGCACAAAAAUAUCAUCGUUGUGCGGCCAACGUUAUCCAAAAACAUACAGGAUAGCGACAGCUUUAUUGAUAUAGCUAUCUCUAAAUACACGACUAAUAUAUGUCAAGCGUACAGAUAUAUAACCAUUGAAAUAGGCGAUUUUGCUUUAAAUGUGGAAAAGGAUUUGGUUACGCAUUUAUCUCAACUGUUAUCUGUGUUUAAACAGUUCCAGGGUAAUGCGUUGAAAGGGUAUUUUAAGGAUAUGUCCUACAUAUAUUCAACAUUUUUGGACAAAAAAAUGAUGCAGGAAGGUAUUAAAACAGUGAUUGAAAAUGUAAGCAUAAAGGAUUUCAUCAUCCAGUUAAACACUGGAAAUGAAACCACCAGUGUACUUGAUGGUGGAAUAUCUGCGGCAAACUUUUUAAACUAUUUGUUCCCGAUGAAUGUUUUCCCAUACAUGCCUAUCCAAGGAGUAAAUCACAAAAUACCCUCGAUAGAACAUAUUGAAUUAAACCAAAACUUAAGUCAAUGUUUGUACUAUUUGUUUAAGCAAGUAGCUACGCUAUUUCUACAGCAGUACUAUUCGCAUGUUCUGGGUCUACAAGUUUUAAUAAAUUAUUUUGCGUUUUAUCCAUCUAUAGAGUAUAACCGUCUACAAACUGAGUGCAUUUCGAAUGUCCUAUAUGGAACACGAUGUUUACUAGGUCAUAUUAACAUGUCACCCGCAGCUUUAGAGCAAAGCAUUCUGGAAAUUUUCGAAAAUAUAAACAUGGACGAAGCUCUUUUAACUCGCAAUCAAGGAGUUUACUUUACAUCAGGAAUGUUUCCCAAGCUUUUGGCAGCUUCAAGUAAAAACGUAGAAACUGGUGUUCCCAUAGCGUUGAGUCAACUAUUCACUCCGAAUCAAAAAACGAACAUAGUUAACCCAGAGAAGUUUUUCAAGACGACAGGGAAGGCCUUAUUUGCUUUACUGACAAAGUACCCAGAUGGAAUGUCAGAUAGUGUUGAGGUGGCAGUAGAAGCUGUGAAGAGAGCUUCUAUAUUGGGAGAACCCAUUCAAAUUAAACGCAGACUGACAAGAUAUGGCAGCAAUAUUUUGGGUCUAAAGCCAAUAUCGUUAUACGGAUCACUGGGUAAACAAUUAUUGGACAUAAUAGCAAAUGGAAAAUUCCAAUCCGAUACCUAUUGUAUCCAUGCUGCCCUUGAUAAAAUAGGAAAAUUCAUUAUAAUAGUUACCCUUGAACACAUCAUCAAAGUCAACAAGGUCAAAAUUUGGGGUCCCUGGGAUGUGGAAUGGGUUGUGGAUAUGGAUGAUGUAAUUAAAGUUAACAAAAAUGAUCAGAGUGAGCUGGUUAUUCAGUUAAGAUCGGGUAAGAUGGGUGAUAGUGAUCACCUUAGAAUAUCAAGCUUUAAGGAAAUAGUUAGUUGGCUUAAUGACAAGAUCGAGCAAGCCAUGAUGAUUAACCUCGAAAGCAAUUCAUGGACAAUACCUGAAAUUUAACAAAUAAAUUUUUAAUGUUUGUAAUUUUAUGUAUUAUAUGCCGCAUGGACAAAUA
Brassicogethes aeneus is the source of this 5580-nucleotide messenger RNA. The record is from the annotation of a GenBank genome assembly. Lineage: Eukaryota; Metazoa; Arthropoda; Insecta; Coleoptera; Nitidulidae.